This is a messenger RNA of Microthlaspi erraticum, 471 nucleotides long. The record is from the annotation of a GenBank genome assembly. NCBI's taxonomy places the organism in Eukaryota, Viridiplantae, Streptophyta, Magnoliopsida, Brassicales, Brassicaceae.
AUGCAUCGACUGCUACUGGAGUCCCACGCCGGAGGGAACGAGACAAGCGGCGGCGGCGGAGCUGGUUACCUGAGAGAAAUGAACUUGGACGCAAACAUGGUGAUCAUACUGGCGGCUCUCCUCUGCGCUUUGGUACUCGCGCUUGGGCUGAACUCGAUCCUCCGGUGCGCGAUCCGGUGCGGGUGCGGCGUGGCGACGCCGGCGGAGGGGGAGAGGAGCGGGUUGAAGAAGCGGGAGCUGAAGAGGUUUCCGGUGGCGGAGUACGGGAGGAGCGGGGUAGAGAUAGCGGCGACGGAGUGCGCGAUAUGCCUGGGAGAGUUCGCGGAGGGGGAGAGAGUCCGAGUGCUUCCGGCGUGUAAUCACAGCUUCCACAUGUCCUGCAUCGACACGUGGCUUGUCUCUCACUCUUCAUGUCCCAAUUGUCGGCAUUCGCUCAUCGACAUCCACGUGGCAGCAAUCGAUCGACAUUGA